CACAAUCUUACUGACCCGGGUCUGCUUUGUAUCCGCUAUUCCUCUGCUCUCAUCAGCCUCCCUGGCAGCAAUCUCAUCAGCAUUCCUGGCAGCAAUCUCAUCAGCUUCACUUUGCUGCAGCUCUGGUUACGGAGGGUGCUCUCACACCUGGAUGUCAUCAGAUUCUCAGCUCACAGGGCCCCUUAUUCACCAUGCUCCAAAACAUGGCUUCUCCCUCUCCUUCCUGUUCUCUCUCCACUCUGCCUGAAAACCCCACCUCUUCAU
Staurois parvus is the source of this 264-nucleotide messenger RNA. Lineage: Eukaryota; Metazoa; Chordata; Amphibia; Anura; Ranidae. The record is from the annotation of a GenBank genome assembly.